AUGGGUGCAUCUUUAUGUUAUCCAUCAGACAAAACAUAUUCAGUAAAUGGAGCGAAAUAUACAGUUAAUAGGGUUUUAGGAGAGGGUGGAUUUUCUUUUGUAUAUUUAGUUAAAGAUUCAAAUUCAAGAAAAUAUGCAUUAAAAGUUAUGAUUUGUCAAACAAAUGAAUCAAUAAAUACAGCAAAAAGAGAAAUAAAUAUAUUUAAAACAUUUAAUCAUCCUAAUAUUAUGAAAUUGGUUGAUCACUCAUCAUCACAAUAUAGUCAAGAUGGAAAGCAGUAUUUAUUGUUACUUCCAUAUUAUAAGGAUGGGUCAUUACAGGAUUUAAUAGAUAAUCAAAGAAUUGUGCAUGGUAAACACACAACCAAGCCUUUAUUUGACGAAAAAACUCUAUUAAUAUUCUUUAAGAAAAUUUGUGAAGCUAUUCAGGUAUUUCAUACCCACGAACCACCAUUAGCACAUAGAGAUAUUAAACCAGGCAAUAUAUUAUUAGCCAAUUCAAACGAUGGGAUUUUGAACCCUAUUUUAACGGAUUUUGGGUCUGUAAAAGAAGCAAGAAUAAAAAUUUCAAAUAGAAAAGAAGCAUUAUCGUUUCAAGAUGAGGUAGAACAAAAUACAACACCAUUUUACAAAGCACCAGAAUUAUUUGAUAUAGCGAGUGACUGUGUCAUUGAUGAAAGAAUUGAUGUAUGGUCAUUAGGUUGUCUUUUAUACACUGCAGCCUACAAUAGAUCUCCAUUUGAGGUUUCUGAUGACGAACCUUCAGGAAGUGUCGCUCUUAAAGUAUUAAGUGGUUUACCCUCGCCAUUUCCUUCAACAAACUAUUCAAACGAAUUUAAUCAAUUAAUACGUAACAUGGUAAAUUUAAACAAAGAUGAUAGACUACAUAUAAAUCAAAUAAUUACGGAAAUAGAAAAUAUAUUAUCAAAAAAUUAA
Molecule: messenger RNA, 936 nt
Organism: Dictyostelium purpureum
Lineage: Eukaryota; Evosea; Eumycetozoa; Dictyosteliales; Dictyosteliaceae
Exons: 4
Coding region: 1-936 (311 amino acids)
Biological process (GO): protein phosphorylation
Cellular component (GO): cytoplasm; Golgi apparatus
Molecular function (GO): ATP binding; protein serine/threonine kinase activity
Source: RefSeq, a predicted model, not a curated record